Adineta steineri is the source of this 8550-nucleotide messenger RNA. NCBI's taxonomy places the organism in Eukaryota, Metazoa, Rotifera, Eurotatoria, Adinetida, Adinetidae. The record is from the annotation of a GenBank genome assembly.
AUGCAGAUUCCGGUUAUUCUUGUUUUAUUGAUAGUUUUUAUAGAGAAUAGUAUUCUUAUUCAAAUCGAAGAUGGAAUAACUUUUCUCAAUCGUUCUCAAUCUAAACCUGAUUCGGAUGGUUUUUAUCAUUUAUCAAAUUAUGAAUUUAAAUGUUUUCGACAAUUAUCAACAUGUUCAUCACAUGGUUGGUCAUUAAGAUUUAAAUUACAUUUAAAUUCAUUUAAAAUUGUUGAUCGUGAACGUAAAUAUUUAUUAUUUAGUACGGGUGCACAUGAACCUCAUGGUGAUGGAAUGUCAAUUUAUUUAUAUCAAUCAAAAAAUACAUCAUAUCUUGAAUUUGGUUUAAAAGAAUUUCGUAAUGAUCAAUUUGCUUAUUUUUGGCAAGUUGAAGCUGAUUUAGAAGUUAAUAAAUGGAUUGAUGUUGUAACAACAAUUGAACAACGUACUUCACCUUUUGGUAAACAUCAUCAAAUGACAAUAUUUUUUGAUGGUUAUUUGUAUAAAGAAACACAUGUGGAAAAUUAUACAGAAGUAUUUGCAUUUAAAUAUAGUGAAUUACAUCCAAAAACAACUGUUGUUUAUGGAAAUGAUACAGGAUUAGUUAAGUUUGAUGAAAUUAUGUAUUAUGAGAAAAUUUUAUCCGAAGAAGAAAUUGCUAAUGUACCAUCGGAUCGUGUUUCAUUGGGUUGUUUAAAAGAAAUUGAUAUGAUUCAUCAAUAUAUAAUACCAGAAAAAUAUGAUAAAUGGCAACAAUGUCGAGCGGAAUGUCGUGAACGAAGAAUGAAGAUUGCUCUCUAUUCAUCAACAAAUGGUCAAUGUGGAUGUAUUCAAAGUACUUUUGAAUUGGAUUCAUCGUUUAAAUAUGAUACAACAAUUUGUAAAUGUUCAUUAUCACAACCAAGUAAAACAUGUCGAAAUAAUGGACAAUGGCAUGCUCUAUCAGUAUCAAAUGUUAUUGAUUUAAUUGAUAGUGAAGUUGGUCUUGAAAUUAGUAUGGCUGAUUCAAGUUUUCUUACUCAUGGUCGAACAAGAGUUCAAAUAAAUGAAGGUGUUGAAAUUAUUGUUUUAAUAAAAAAUGAACGAAAUCUUGCUUCAUUAACUGUUUAUGGUGAUAUCGAAGGUCAAGAAACAGCAAAUACAAAUACAAAUUCAAGUUCAAAUGAAAUCUAUAUUACUCCUGGUGUUGUAAAUCUUUCAUGGAAAAAUGAAGGUGCAAAAAAAGUACAAUUUCGUGCUGAUUAUCGUCGAAUGGUUAAUUCUGAAAUGGCUGAAUAUCGUACAGUUUAUGUUGAUGUUGUUUAUAUUAAAACAGAUUUAGCAUUACAAUUUGUUCAUCUUUCACCUGAUAAUCGUGAUGGUGAUACAUAUCAAAAUUUUACUGUACAAACAUUUGGAAGUGUACCAAUUAAUUGUACAGUUGAUUUUGGUGAUGGAAAUCGUCAAACAAAUGGUACAAGUCGUCAUCAAUAUUAUACGGCUUAUUUUGCUCGAAAUUAUACACAAUAUGGACAAUAUAAUGUAACUGCUCGUUGUUAUAAUGAUCGUAGUUCAAAUACAACAAAAUUAUUACGAACAGUUCGACGAGAAAAAAUGAAUAAAAAAAUGAUUAUUUAUAAAGAUCUUAUGGAAGCACCAACAGCAAGUCGAUUUAAUUUAAUAUCACGUGAAGAUUAUUCAUUUCGACAUGCUAGUUGUUUAUAUUUAAAAAAUAUGAUUACAAAUGAUAAAAUGAAAUUAAUUUGGAGAAAAAAAUCUUUAGAAAUUAUUCCAAAUGAGCCAUUACCUGCCGGUAAACAUCUGUAUCAACUUGAAUGUGAUUCAACACCAUUACAAGCUUAUUAUCUUAAUAUUCAACCAGCAGUACGAUCAUUAGAUAUUGAAGCAUCACAAACAAUCAUCAAGAGUGGACAAUCAAUUCAAUAUUCUAUUACACUUGAACCAACAUUUGAUUUAACAAUUAUUUUUGAUUGUAAUUCACCUACAAUUCCAUUACAAAUUCUUCAUAUUGAACAAAUAACUGAUAUGUCACCAAUAUAUGUUGCUAAUUGUACUUAUACAAAAACUGGUCAAUAUCAUCCAUUAGUUAGUGCAAUAAAUCGUAUAAAUUUAGUUAAUCAAUCUAUACGUAUUGAUGUUGAAGAACCAUUAUCACAAUUUAAAGUUGAAAUUGAAGAUCGUCAUGAUAUCAAUCAAUUAACAUCAGUUACGAUUCGUGCAUUAGAACGUAUACCAUUUGAAGGAGUAUUUACAUUAACAAUUGUUGAUAGUACAAGUAUUAAUGAAAAAAAUCAAACACGAACUGAACGUAUACAAUUAUUAUCAUCAAAUGAUUUUACUGAACAAUUUUAUAUGAAUAUAACAACAUAUGGAAGACAAACAUUACAUGUACGUGGUGGAGAUUAUCCAACAAUACGUGAAGCACAAACAACAUUUACUAUUGGUACAGAUAUAACAACAAAACCACAAGUUUACAUUGUUAAUCAAAUAGCUUUUAUCAAUGAAGAUUUUGUUUGGGUUGAUAUACAAUGGAUUAAUGGUAUUGGUUUUGAUAUACAUAUUGAUUAUGGAAAUGUUAAAAAAGUUGAUAUACGUUAUGGACAAAUAAUAAAAAGUCAAAUUAAUCGAUUAAUAAAGAAAAAUGAUGGAAUACAUGAAAUACAAUGGAAAAGAUUAUCUAAACAACGAUUACAAGUUGGAUAUAAAUUUAAAAAAGCUGAUACAUACAAAAUUGAUGUUACAUUUACUCAACCAUCUUCAAAACUUCUUACUGCUGCAAUUAAAUGUCCAACAGUAACUAUUGUUAAUAAUAUAGUUGAACCUGAACAAACAUGUUUUCCAGAACAACAAUUUUCUUUAAGUUCUUUAACUGCUAUCAAUAAUAUAAGUUCAACAUCACCUGUACUUCUUUUACCUUAUACACUUCAACAUAAUCUUGAACCAAUAAUAAUAUCAAAUUGUUCAGAAAAUGAUUUUCUAUAUUCAUUUUAUGUUUUAUCAAUUGAUGCAUCACAAUGGAAAUAUUCUCGUACACAACGAUAUUCAUCAAGUCAACAAUCAUUUCAAGAAACAUUUCUUUCAAAUGAUUGUUCAGAAAUUGGACCAAAAUCAACAUUAACUAUGGAACCAAAAUCACUUUCACAUGGAUAUUAUUUAGCUGUAUUUACAAUUAGUUUAAGUUUAAAUCCAUCAGAUUUUCGACAAUUUAUUCAACCAAUUGAAAUUAUACGUUCAGAUUUAGAAACAACAUUUGGUGGAAAUGAAACAAUAACAAGUGAUGGUGAUAAAAUUUCUUUAGAUUUUUAUUCUUCAACAAUUGAUCCUGAUAUCAAUGAAUUUGAUCGUCGUAAAAUUAAUUUUACUCUAUUAUGUUAUCCUGAACAAAUGGAAUCAUCAAUAUUUGUUCCCAAUACAAUGCAAUUAGGUUCAUCAAGACCAACAGAAACAAAUUCACAAAAUCAUAAUAGUUGGUCAAUACAAUGGACUGAUUUUUCAUUGGUAUUACGUCGUUCAGAAUUAAAUAUUCAAAUCUAUGAAAAUCAUUGUUUUUUAUCAAAUAAAAAACAAAGAAAAAAUACAACAUCAAUUGAUUUUGAUUUAAAAACAAAGAUAUUUAAAAUUAAUGAACAAAAUUUAGAUUUUAGUAAUGGAACACUUCAUUUUUUACUUAUUAUUCGACAUUUAAUUGAUGGACGACAAUUAAUUUCACGUUUAGAAAUUGAUAAACAAACGAAAUAUGUGUUUGAUACAAUUGAUUUAGGUGCAUUAGAAGAUGCAAUGGGUAAUUUAGAUGAUUUAGCAGCAACAAAUCCAAAAAAAGCAGUAGAAUUAAUAGGAAGUUUAGCAGAUAAACUUAAUGAAAUGAGUGAUAAUUCUACUGGUGGAGAAUUAAGUGAAGAUGAUAGAAAUGCAAUGAAUGAACGAAUGGCACAAAUGCGAUCAAAAAUGUUAUCAUCAAUGGAUACAGUUUUAGAGUCAGCAGAUGAUCCAAAUAUGGUUGAUAAAGCACUUAAAGCAAGUACAACAGUGACAGCAAAUAGUGAUCAAAUGCCAUUUAAUAAUCAAGAAAAAGGAGCUAAUAUUAUUGAAAAAGUUGGUAAUAAAGUUAAAAAUAUGGAAACAGUUGAUGAUAAUACAGUUACUGGUCUUGCUACAUCAUUAAUGGAUGUUGGUGGUAAUGUUCUUCAAGCUGCAUCAAAAUCUGUUUCAAAAGAUAAAACAAAUGAUCCAGCUGCUACUAUUGCAAAUCUUGAAGCAGAAUUGAAAGAAACAGAAAAUGAAGAAACUGAAACUAAAGUUUUAUAUGCCCCAACAAAAUUUUAUGAUGAUUGUGAUGAAUGUGAUACAUUACCUGAAGAACGUUGGGAAGCAUAUCGACUAAAAUUAGAAGAAGAAAAGAAAGCAAUUGUUGCAGGACGAGAACGAGCUUCACAUAUUGCUAAAACAAGUUCAAAUGGUUUAUUUACUGUUGGUGGUGUUUUAGCUAAUCGUUCAACUGGAGAUGAAGCCAAAACUAUUGAAAGUAAAACAAUGGCAAUGACAUUUACAAAAGCAUCUCCCGAUGGUAAAUCAAGUUUAUCAGCUGGUGAUACAAGUAUACGUUUACCUGGUUUCAAUGAUUUAAAUUCGGGUCCAGAUUCUUCUAAUGUUUUUACUAAAGUACUUGAAUCAAAAGAAAAUCCAUAUGCAAGUGCACAUGGAGAUUCAAAUGUACAAGGAAGUGUUGUUACUAUUAUUUUAUCUCGACCAGAUGGAUCUGAAAUGCCAAUACAAAAUACAACAAAACCAAUAUCAAUUCGUUUAACAAGACCCGUUGAUAAACAACCACCAUUUCAAAUACAUGACUCACAUGGAACAACAUUUCGAUAUCAUAAAAUGAAUUUACCUGAAAAUCAUAUGACAUUAUCUAUUUAUGUUGCACCAAAUUCUUCACCUAUGGAUACAUAUGCUGUUUAUGUAUCUUAUGGAAUUAAUGAAACACUAUUAGAACCACCAACUGAAUCAAAAUUUGAUUUACUUUUUGUUUUACCAAAUAGAACAAUUCUGUCGGACGUUAAUUUAGAUGAUGAAUAUGAAAUAAGACAUACAAUUUUUAUGCCACCUAGUGUUCAUUUAGGUAAUGGAACUUAUAUAUUUGGUGUCAAAUUAUUAAAUGCAAGUACAAAUAUGAAUAUAACAGAAUAUAAUUCAAGUUAUAUAGUCAAUAUGUAUGUAUCAAAAUGUCAAUAUUGGAAUGAAAAACAAUUUGUUUGGAGUUCUGAUGGAUGUGAAGUUGGAUCUUCAACAACAUUAAAAUCGACGGAAUGUCUUUGUACACAUUUGACAACAUUUGGAAGUGAUUUUUAUGUGCCACCAAAUACAAUUGAUUUUAGUACAGUUUUUUCAAAAUUCAAAACAUUACACGAAAAUGCUGCAGUAUUUAGUACUGUAUUAAUUAUUUUUGGUUUAUAUAUUAUUGCAGCAGUUUGGGCAAGAAGAAAAGAUCGACAAGAUUUAAUUAAAUGGACAGCUGCACCACUUGCUGAUAAUCUUCCAAUUGAUAGUUAUCAUUAUUUAAUAACAGUCCAUACUGGUGUUGGUAAAGAAUCUGGUACAACAUCAAAUAUAAGUUUUGUUAUGUGUGGUGAAUCAGCUGAUAGUGGUGUACGAAAAUUAUCGGAUGGAAAAAUUCAAGAAUUUAAAUCUGGAAGUGUAAGAAAUUUUGUUAUGAGUGUUGAAGCACCACUUGGUCCAUUACUUUAUGUUCGUGUUUGGCAUGAUAAUUCUGGUGGAAAAGGCAAAGCAUCUUGGUUUUUAAAUAUGGUUAAUGUAUUGGAUUUACAAAGUGGAGAAAAAAAUCAUUUUAUUCUUGAUAACUGGUUGGCUGUUGAAAAAGGUGAUGGUCUCGUUGAUCGUGUUAUACCAUUAGCAACAGCUAAAGAAUUAAAAAGUUUUGCACAUUUAUUUACACAAUCAGUUAAGAAGAAGUUUAGUGAUGGUCAUUUAUGGUUUUCAGUAUUUUCUCGACCUGUUCGAAGUAAUUUUACACGUUUACAACGUAUAUCAUGUUGUAUAUCAUUACUCUUCUGUACAAUGAUAUCAAAUGCAAUGUUCUAUCGACAAGAUACACAAGCAACCAAAACAAAAGCUGGUGUUUUAAUGAAAAUUGGUCCAAUUGAAUUUACAUUAACACAACUAUGGAUAAGUUUUAUUGGAACAUUAAUUGUUUUACCAGUUAAUUUAAUAAUUGUUACUUUAUUUCGUAAAGCAAAAUAUAGUCAAAAAGCUUUAGUAACACAUCAAAGACAAGAAACAAAACGACGAAAUAAAUUAAAUGAAAAAGAUGAACAACAUGAAAAAACAUCAAGAUUUUUUUCAAGAUCAAAAUCACGUUUAACACAUUCGAAAAAUUCUAAUGAAGAUGAUAUUGAACGUAUUGGAGCAAUACCUUCAAUUGAAGAUAAAACAAGAACAUUUCCACAUUGGACUAUUUAUAUUGCAUGGGGAUUGGUUACAUUAAGUAUUCUUACAUGUUCAUUUUUUAUUAUUUUAUAUUCAUUAGAAUGGGGAGCUAAACGAGCUAAUGAAUGGUUAAUAACAAUGAUGCUUUCGUUUGGUCAAUCCAUACUUGUUAUUGAUCCAUUUAAAGUAUUUCUUGUAACAGCAAUUAUAAGUUUUCUUAUUCGUCGACCAUAUGAUGAUGAUACACUUGAUUUUAAUGAUCCAUUUACAGGUGCAUUAGUAUCAAAUAAUAAUAUGACAGAAACUGAUAAUUAUGAUAUUUUUAAUGAUACAAAAAUUAAAGAUAUAGCACGUCAACGUCGUGUUCGUUUAUUUGAUUUACGUCCUAUUGAUUCAAGUGAAAUGUCUCGUGCACGUGAACAACGUUUACGUGAAAUAAAAAUGGGAGAAAUUAUUCGUGAAAUUGUUGUUUAUGUAUUUUUCACCAUGGUUUUAUUAUUUCUUUCCUAUCAAGCACGAGAUACAAAUUCAUAUGGUUUAUAUCGUGACACAAAAAAUAUGUUUGUUACAUCUGAUUUUCAUGAUGUUAAUUCAAUUCGUACAUGGUGGGAUUAUUGUGAUAAUGUUUUAUUAAAAGGACUCUAUGCUCAAACAUGGUAUAAUGAUAAAAAUUUAACAUGGAGAGAAAAAUUAACAACAGGAAGUCGAGUUUCAAUGCGUGUUGGUGCACCAAGAAUUCGACAAUUACGUGUCAAAGAAAAUAGUUGUCGAGUUCAUCGUCGUGUUAAACAUGUUAUAAAACAUUGUCGUGAUGAUUAUAAUUGGUUUGAUGAUGAUACUAAAGAUUAUACACCUAAAUGGGAACAAGUUUUAAAUAAAACUGCAGCUAAAAUGACUGAUGAAAUGAAUAAUGGUUCAAAACGAUGUAAAACACCAUGGUGUUAUCAAAGUAGUGUUCGUACAAAAAGUGGUCCAAUGAAAGCUCUCUAUAAAACAUAUAAAGGAGGUGGUUAUGUUGUAUCAUUAGGUCGAACAUAUGAAAAAGGUCGAUCAAUUCUUGAAGAUCUUCGUUCACAAAAUUGGCUUGAUCAAUUAACACGUGCAGUUAUUAUUGAUUUUAGUCUUUAUAAUGCCAAUGUUAAUCUGUUUAUUUCUGUAACACUUUCAUUUGAAAUGACAUCAAUGGGUUCAAUUAUACAAGAUCAUCAAAUAAAAAUCUUUCGUUUAUAUGAUCAUAUUGGUGGUUAUGGUAUGCUUGUUUAUCUUUUUGAACUUUUAUUUGUUAUUUUUACAAUUUAUUCAACAAUACAUGAAAUUAUAUUACUUGUUAAACAAAAACGAGCAUAUUUUGAUAAAUUCUGGAAUGUUAUUUCAUUUAUAACAACAGUAUUUAGUCUAGCAGCAAUUAUAAUGUAUGGAACAAAGAAAACAUUAACAAGAUUAGCUAUUCGAUCAUUAAGAAAAAGUGAAAUGGGUGAAUUUGUUAAUUUUAAUGCAAUUGGAAGUUUUGAUGAAGUUUAUUCAUAUAUUGUUGCAUUAAUAACAUUUUUUACAAUGUUGAAAUUUUUGAAAUUACUUCGAUUUAAUAAACGUAUUGGAAUGUUAUCAAAAUCACUUCAUUAUGCUCGACAAGAUUUAAGUUCAUUUGGAUUUGUUUUUCUUAUUUUUAUGAUUGCAUAUGCAAUUAUGGGUUUUGGUGUUUUCGGUCGUUCAUUACAAUCUUAUAAAAGCUUUUUUACUUCAUUAACAACUUGUUUUCGAAUGCUUUUAGGUGAAAUAAAUGCACCUGAUAUGUUUGCUGUCAGUCGACUUUAUGGAGCAUUUUAUUUUCUUUCAUUUAUUAUACUUGUCUUUAUUGCAUUAUUAAGUAUAUUUUUAACAAUUUUAAAUGAUUCAUUUGCACAUGUUAAACGAGAAUUAGCUGCAACACAACAAAGAAAUGAUAUGAUGGAUUUUAUGUGGUCUGCAUUUCGAAAAGUCGCUGGAGUUAACAAUAAAAAAGUAAAUGAAGAUGGAGAUGAUAAAAUGAAACAUGAUAUGACAACAUUAUUUGGUUCAAUUGAUAAGAAUAAUGAUGCACCAUUGGCUAAAUUUGAUGGUGAUGAUCUUUAA